Molecule: messenger RNA, 348 nt
Organism: Gongylonema pulchrum
Lineage: Eukaryota; Metazoa; Nematoda; Chromadorea; Rhabditida; Gongylonematidae
Source: the annotation of a GenBank genome assembly
AUGAAACAGAGCCAUGAAUUAUUGGAUGAACUUGAAAAAGUGCUAGCGGAAGUAGAUGCGCGUGACAGAUCACCGGAGUUAGAAGAACUUGAAAGCAUCGCCUUGUCACUGGAAGACCGUCUGCAGAGAGCUCUAGCACAAAUCCAGCACACUUCAUUAACGGCGGAACCGAUAUUGACCCAAAUUGGUGAACAGGAAGCAGAUCAACUCCGUGAAAGAUUACGUUCAAUUGGUGAGCAGUGGAAGCAGUACGAGGAUAGAGUACGGGAGAAGAAGCGACGCUUGGAUGAACGUUUUGCCGAUGAGUCGGAAUUAAAUAACGAAAUUGAACUUCUACAAUUUUGGUAA